UUAUCGUUCUAAAGCCAGCGAACUAUGUUUUCUCCCCGCAAGCUUGUUGCUAGGGGGUGAUGCGUCGGCGCGUCGGGUCGUCUGCUUCCCGGGGCGUGUGCAAGCGUGCGUUUGCGACACACGUGUUCGUUCUUCCCGUGGAUCCCGACUCCGAAGCCAGCUUUGCGAUCCUUCCACGUGAAUGAGUCAAACGUUUCCUUGUCAUCUGUGGAAUGCGACUGCGUAUUGCAGUAGUUUCUUUUAUCCUUUGAGUGAGCGAUUUCCCUGAAAUGCCGAACGUUUGUUUCGUCAAGACGUGCCGCCAUCAAACUGGGAAGAACGUUCGCAAGGGCUUGCGAUUCUUCUCUUUGCCGGAGAAAGAACCACGAAGGACUGCGUGGUUACGCUGCGCGGGGCGAGGGCACGACAUCGAGAACCUGCCUCUCAUUCCCCGUUUUUGUGCCGAACAUUUCGAGCCGACUGCUUUCCGAAAGGACGACCUGCGUCGUUCCCGUCUUCGAUCAGAUGCUGUGCCGACGCUUCUGCUUCCCGUCGCCGAUGAGACCGACGAUCCUCCCCCAAAGCGCCAAAAAGUCGUGACUCAGGCCUCGGCAACUGGACUGCCUGCACCCUGCGAGGCAGAAAUGACCCUCAGGGACUGUACUGCUGAAACAAACAUCCCUGCAGUGGUGCCACCUGUCCCUGUCGCAGACGUGCCUGCACAGUCGCAUCCACCCGAGUCUGCCUUCUCCACUAGUAGCAGUGGGGUGCCAUAUGAAUGCACAUCUCCUGUUCCCAGCAACAUGCCAGACUCUGACGCAACCUACUCUCCGUCUCACAGCGAGGAUUACGAGAGAAUCGAGCAUGGUGCAUCAGCUCCACCACCACCACCAGAAGAAGAGCGCCAGUUUCUGGUGUUCGAGAGCUGCCUAAGGGAGCUUUUCAAGACGUGCCAAGAGUGCUCAAGACUGUGCCAAACAACGAUCGAAACUACCGGCACACUGAUCACAGUCUACAGCAUCUGCCCUGUGGAGCACGUGCGCACAUGGAAAAGCCAGCGCAUCGUCAACGGCAGACCAGCAGGGAACAUAAUGCUGACCAGCCACCUGGUCUUCUCUGGAGUGAAGAUUGCCCCUACGCUGCGGAUGCUACGCCAUAUGAACGUGCAGGACAUCUCCGACUCGAGCUUCUACGAGCAUCGGAAGGCCUUCGCUCUACCUGCAAUCCACAAGGUCUGGUUACAAGAGCAACAAGAACUUCUCAACGAGUUGCAGAACAAAGAGGUGGACAUCUCUGCUGACGGGAGAUUUGACUCCCCUGGGUUCUGUGCCAAGUACCUGACGUACACAGUCCAUGUCGAGCAAAUCAACAAGAUUCUACACUCUGUCCAGGUCCAGCUAAAAGAGUCUGAACAGGCCAUGGCCAGUGUCAACAUGGAGAAGGAGGGCCUCCUCAAGCAGCUGCAAUUCUUCAAGGAGAAAGGUAUCAAGAUCCGAUCGUUGGUGACUGACCGUCACCCUGCCACACGAAAGCACAUGAAGACGCAUGAACCCGGGAUUGACCACUUCUUUGACAUAUGGCACAUCUCCAAAAGUGUGAAAAAGAAGCUGACAGCAGCAAGCAAACGGGCUGGAUGCCAAGACCUGCAAAUCUGGAUCCAGACAGCUACAAACCAUAUGUACUGGUCAGCAAGGGCUGCAGGAGGCGACGAGAAACUGCUCAUCGACAUCUGGCUCAGCAUGCACAACCAUGUCAUCAACAAACACCAGGGGCACGAAGGAACCUAUAGAAGGUGCCUCCAUGGUGACAUGCCAGAGCCAACACGACCAUGGAUGGAUCCCAACUCGCAGGCCUACAACCAAUUCAAGAGCAUCACUGGCAACAAACUGCUCCUGAAGGACCUUGCACAGAUGUCUCCACAUGGCCAGACAUAUGCUUUGGAGGCGUUCCACAGCGUCCUGAUAGACUUCGCCCCGAAGUCCCAGGCUUUCAGCCCAGAAGGCAUGCUUGCAAAGACUCGACUUGCAAUCCUCCAUUUCAACGAAAACUCAAACCGCUGCCAAGCCGUCACACGAGAGGGCAAGCCACGUUGGUCGGUCGUAACAUCAAAAGCACGAAAGGGCCACCACACAGCACGACCAGAGAUUACGGAUCCCACUUACAAGUAUGUUGGAAAGCUCAUCAAGGAGGCAAUGGAGAGCAGCAAACAGUGGCGGUCCCUGGCUGCUGCAUCGAGGGCCAACACCGUCGUCUUCCCGGCACCGAUGACUGCAGCCUACACAAGGCCUCCAAAAGAGGAACUCGUGGCAGCACGAAUGUCCAGGUUCGGCCACAGUCCCCAGUAACGGCAUCAAAUCCCUGGUCGGGACUUCCAUGCUGCCGCAGGACGUACGGCGAAUGCAAGCAGACAGACCCAAGAGAAAACAGCCGAGCUGCAAAAUGGUUCACCAUUUUCCAAUAGGACACCCUGACCGACAGGCCUAAUCAAGCUGGUCAUGGCAUGCCUAUCUCAAAAGAGGGCAAGGAACUUCAGCCGGUGGCAAUGUCGAAGUCACAGAAAAGUCACAAAACAGCGAGAUUCAAGGCUACAGCUCAACUUGCGGUUGGAAAGUCUGUCAACGAGGCGGACAGCAGCAGGUAGCAAAGACCUGGUU
Messenger RNA from Ixodes scapularis (black-legged tick), 2633 nucleotides. RefSeq lists its product as uncharacterized. Lineage: Eukaryota; Metazoa; Arthropoda; Arachnida; Ixodida; Ixodidae. The transcript is spliced from 13 exons. The coding region runs from base 270 to 2324 and encodes 684 amino acids. The record is from RefSeq and is a predicted model, not a curated record.